CAAUGAACUGGCCCCUUCACAGACAUGAAACAUAAAAGUUGAGAAAGUCUGGGUUGGCAUAGUACAGUUGCAAAACCCUAAACCCCUAAAAUUCACAAUUUCUCCCAAAACCCUCUACGAAAUUAGGGUUCAAUGAUUAAGCUUCUUGGUUCAAAUCCAUGGCGUGGUAAUGCCAUUUCUGGGAGUUCCUCGUGCACUAUUCUGCUCAAUUGAGGCCACCGCCUCCUCUCCACCCCCGUUUGAGCCUUUGUACGUUAGGAUUUCCCGGGCCAGAAAUCCAAGGGUUUCCAUUGUACCGAUUCUCAAUCAGUGGGUCGAUGAAGGGAGAGAUGUCAAGAAAUGGGAGCUCCAGAGGUUCAGUCAAGCUGUUCCGUAAACAUCGCCGCUACAGCCACGCUCUCCAGGUUGUUGACAUGAAAAUUGAUUAUGACAUGAACUCUGAUAAUCCAUAAUCAUUUUCGGAGAAUUGUUAAAUUGUUUUUAGCAAAAGAUAACAUUGUUUCAAUGGACAAGCGGAUAUGAUGACUGCAGAAUGGAUGAGUGAUGCACAGAACCAGUAUCUAACUCCGGGAGACAUUGCGGUUCGGCUAGAUUUGAUCUCAAAAGUCUAUAGCCUACAACAAGCUGAGGCGUACUUUAAUAGCAUCCCAGACCAACUGAGAAACUUCAAGGUGUAUGGUGCUCUUUUAUUCAGCUAUGUAGAGAAUAAAUCUUCAGAAAAGGCUGAGACUAUUUUCGAGAAGAUGAACGAAUUAGGUUAUUUGAAAGGAUCAUUAGUUUAUAAUGCUAUGCUUACCCUCUAUUCUCAGAUAGGUAAACAUGAAAAGCUCGAUAUUCUGGUAAAGGAGAUGGAAGAAAAGGGCAUUGAUUAUGACAGUUAUACAUUGAAGAUUCAAUUGAAUUCGUAUGCAGCCAUUUCUGAGAUAGACAAGUUGGAGAAGGUUUUAAUGAAGAUAGAAGCCGAUCCUUUGGUCAAUGUAGACUGGGAUGGUUAUGUUAUUGCAGCAAAUGGUUUCUUGAAAGCUGGCUUAUUAGAGAAGGCUUCAACAAUGCUUAGGCGAUCAGAGCAACUCAUUGGCAAUCAAACAAAUCAAUUGCAUAUGAAGUCUUCCUCACUUUAUACACUGCUAUUGGGAAUAAAGAUGAGGUUUAUCGUAUUUGGAAUAUAUACAAAAAUAAGGUGGGAUUAUACAAUUCUGGCUAUCUUUGUAUACUAAGUUCAUUAUUAAAGCUGGGUGACAUUGAUAGUGCUGAGACGAUUGUGGAGGAAUGGGAAUCUGUGGCCAAGUUUUUUGACAUACGAAUUCCCAACUUGCUGAUCACUGCAUACUGCAAGAAAGGUCUUUUGGAGAAAGCCCAAUUAUAUAUAAAGCGGCUUGAAGAGAGCGGUAAGGAGCUGGAUGCAGUCGCAUGGACUCGUUUGACAACCGGAUAUCAUAUGGAUGGUCAGAUGGGUAAGGCAGUGGAUACGAUGAAAAAAGCAAUAUUGGUAAGUCGACCUGGAUGGAAGUUCAAUCAUCUAACCUUCGCUGCAUGUCUUGAAUACUUGAAAGAGAAGGGAGACGUGGAAGUAGCAUAAGAGCUUUUGAGAUUAAUUAGAGAAAAGGAUUAUUUUUCAGCUGAUAUGUGUGAUAAAUUAGAUAAGUAUAUUACUGGUGAACCUCCUAAGAGAGAUGAGGAAGUAUCAGAGGAACUUUCGAGAUUAUUGGAAGCGAGUGAUCAUCUUACAUUCGAUUCGUACGAUAAAGUAGGAGAUUACACAUAUGAUGAAUCUCAGGUUAUGGCUUUGAUAAAGUGAAAGAGGAUAGUAAUCUGGGAGGAUUUGAGAAAAUCAAAUAUUGUGGAAAGGGGUUGAUAGCACCAUUUUUCAAUCUGUAGAAGGGUUUGUUUUGUUCCAUAACCACCAAAAGGUGAUCCAUGCUAUAUUUUUUUUCAGCAGAACUGAAGGAAGGUUGGUUCUCUUUCGUGUUAUCGUUGUAUUUCAGGAGGAUUGAGUACGUUUGUACAGAUUUUCAUUUAAUCUGCGAAAAUUUUAAAUGAGUUGACAAUUCAAGAACAAUGCGAAAGAGGAAAUGAACUGUGGAUUGUUCUUUUCUUCAUUGCUCGUUGGUCA
This is a messenger RNA of Pyrus x bretschneideri (Chinese white pear), 2113 nucleotides long. RefSeq names its product pentatricopeptide repeat-containing protein At2g20710, mitochondrial-like. The record is from RefSeq and is a predicted model, not a curated record. Gene Ontology annotation, cellular component: mitochondrion. Bases 519 to 1217 code for a protein of 232 amino acids. The transcript is spliced from 3 exons. NCBI's taxonomy places the organism in Eukaryota, Viridiplantae, Streptophyta, Magnoliopsida, Rosales, Rosaceae. Gene Ontology annotation, molecular function: protein binding.